Molecule: messenger RNA, 243 nt
Organism: Symbiodinium necroappetens
Lineage: Eukaryota; Dinophyceae; Suessiales; Symbiodiniaceae
Source: the annotation of a GenBank genome assembly
AUGAAGCACUUCCUUGAUGUCAUCCACGAUAUUCUUGCUGAGUCCAUCGAUACUGAUCAGCUCAAGCAAAUCAUCAAGGUUAUUCUUGCCAAACUCACGGACUUAGCAGUGGGUAAGUGUUAUGAGGUCAAAUGGGGCAAUGGCCACAAGGUUAUCGAGCGGAAGGCGUUCCAAUGGAUGCUCGAACAACUCGGUGGCAUUCAGUUCCGACAUUUCUCUCUUACAAGCGAGAAGAAGCGGACC